UCCUCAGCCUGCAAGCACAGAUUGCUUCCUCAAUGCAGUCGACAUGAAUUUUCUGACGGUGCUCUGUCUAACGGCUGUCGCGGCCAGUUGCUCCGGCCAGGUGCCUACCUUGCCCGGCAUCUUCGGCGCCUUCCCCGGUCUCUACCACGGCCUGUUCUCCAAACACCCGAGCUUCCUUCGGUACGGCCACGCGCGCUCCUCGCCCGGCAUCUGGCAGACGUUCAUACAGUCUGCGCCGAAAGGGACUGUCGCCCACCAUGCCGCCGUCGCUGCGCCUGUCACUCUGCAAAACCACGUGCCGGCUCAGGUCACACUCAAUCAUGUGCCGUCCUUACCUGUGUACUUCAACUCGCUGGCAAGCAACCAAUUUCUGUUUCAGUCGCCAGCCCAAACACCUGUCACGCUGAAGCUGGCUGUUCCCACGUCUGCCGGCGCUGCGGGCUUUGGGCCCAUCGUGCUUCAGGCUACGUCUGGCAGUCUCAAGGUCGGAGAUCCCCAAAUUGUCCACAGCCUGACACCUACACCUAUCAGUGUUGCACCUAUUGCACCUGUCGUUUAUAAGGCAGAAACACCUGACGAAGUCAAGGACGAAGAUACAAACACUGUUAGCUUCAAGACUUCCGUUCCUGCAACUUUUCAGGCCGUGGGUCCAGCGCCCGUCACUUAUAGUCUAGCAGCGCCCACACCUGUCAAUAUCGAGGGUACAGUCCCAGGCCCUAUUAUUCAAGCCGUACCUUCGGCACCUGCCCCUCUCACUGUAGCCGCUGGCGCACCUGCUCCUCUCGCUGUAGCUGCGCCUGUCCCUCUUACUGUAGCAGCUGCUGCACCUGCCCAGGUUAGUGUUGCAGCUGCGGCACCAGCUGCUGUCCCUGUGGCAGCUGCUGCGCCUGUCACCCUAAAUGCAGCGCCUGCAGUCGCAGUCCCCGGGGUGCAGUCCCAGUACCAUGCCCAGGACGAGCUCGGCCAGUACUCCUUUGGCUACUACAACAGCCAGUCCUCUCGUGCUGAGACCCGCGACGCGACCGGGACCGUGCGAGGUGCCUUCAGCUACGUGGACCCGAACGGCCAGGUCCAGACCCAACACUACGUGGCCGACUCGAACGGCUUCCGCGUGGCCGGCACCAACCUGCCCGUAGGACCCGGCACUCCAGUGGUCGGAAGGCACCCGCACCUCAACCCAGGCACACCCCUCGUAUACAGUACCCUACCAUACACCGCCGGCGCAACCGCUGUCGGCGGAACACUGCAUGUGAGUCCCGGUUCCCCCCUGGUUUAUAGCAACCUCCCUGUGGGUUUUGCCUCUCCUGUCGUCACCACUAACAGUGACGUUGACGACGAUAAUGUCGACGAGUAGUCGCAGGUCGGGAUCUGGAUUUGACGGAGUGCAAUCGUAGGGUUAGGUACUAAUAUUGUGAUACGACUUGGGGACUUACCGUGCACUCAGUAAUCGCUGGCUUAAUGUAGUGUAGUCCGUCUGGUUGCUGUAGACAAACCCAAAGUGUGCUACUUUGCUGUGAUUUUUGAUGAAUAAAUAAUUCCUCUUG
Messenger RNA from Penaeus chinensis, 1544 nucleotides. RefSeq names its product signaling mucin HKR1-like. Gene Ontology annotation, cellular component: chitin-based extracellular matrix. Bases 44 to 1354 code for a protein of 436 amino acids. The record is from RefSeq and is a predicted model, not a curated record. The transcript has 2 exons. Gene Ontology annotation, molecular function: structural constituent of chitin-based larval cuticle. Lineage: Eukaryota; Metazoa; Arthropoda; Malacostraca; Decapoda; Penaeidae.